UUUAGGUGUAUGAACCGGGAAGCUGGAAGUUUAAGUUUGGAAAUUGAUGAGGUCAUUGAGGUGAUUUGAUAGACAGCUCAAUCGGCUUUAUUUGAGGAUUUUAAACUAGAUAGUAAGUAGUUGCCUUCGUUGAUGAAACAGUAUUUGUGACGACCUGAGCCCUGACCCCACUAAUGGCUGCGAAAGGAGUGCAGAAUUCCUUAAAAAAUAUCAGUGGCGAGGAUGCAAACAAGAAUAUCUUAAAGAACAUCUCUGCUCAAUCGUUGGUAACCGUCAUCCCAAAGUGCUUGCAUGAAAAGUUGAGGAAGCGGAAUAAGUUCAGGGCACUUUUUGGUUUGAAAUGGUCACAAAAAUUUGUCGUUCUUGCCCGUGCAUGCUUGUAUAUCUAUGGCGAUGAAAUGAGUACUAACUAUGAAGAUGCAUUCUCUAUGGCAGACUUUAAAUGUGUUAACCGGCACACAAAGGGUGACCAGUAUUUUUACCUGACAUUCAACGAUCCGGACAAGGAACACAUCAUUUUCAGCUGUGAUACAAACAAGUCGCGAAAGAAAUGGAUGAAAAGGCUGAAAGAGGCAAUCGAUGAGGCAACAGACUCAGGAAUAGGCCAUGAUGUUGAAGAUGAGGCUGAACAAUCAGACGAUGAGGAUAGCGAUGAUGAGGAGCAUCCUUCGGCAAUGGCAGCGGCGAAAAGACCCAACACUUAUUUUAAAAUAAAUGACAGUGACGUAUUGCAAGCUGGCGACUGCACUACGUUGAAUGACAACCACGGUGAAGAACCUCAGUAUGAAAAUGUAUCCCAAAACCAUUCAGGUGCAAGACAAUUAUCCAGACAUGUUGGGGCAGUAACAAAGCAGGACAAGCCGCGAUUUGCAGAUCAAUUGCCCAAAGAUCAGCUAGUAACAGGACGGGACAAGCUGAGAUCCGCUGAUCCAUUGCCACAUGAUCAGCCAGUAACAAGCCGGGACAAGCCGCAAUUUUCAGAUCCAUUGCAACCAGAUCAGCCAGGUACAAGACAAAAUAAGCAGCCAUCAGCUGUUCCGUUGUCGAAAGAUCAGCCAGUAACAAGACAGAACAAGCCACGAUCCGCUGAUCCAUUACAACAAGUUCAGCCAGUAACAAGACAGGAUAAGCAGCCAUCCGCUAUUCCUAAACAGACAUCCGCUGUUUAUCCGCGACACCACACACCUAAAGGCAAACCGACUAAAAAGGAGCCAUUAAGAACUAAUGCAAAAAUGGACAAAAGAGACGAUAUGGACAAACAUUUGAAGCUGAAACCAACGGAAAAUAGAAAUUCGUCAUCGUCCACAAGUUCAUCUGAUUCUGACGCUUUCCUUUGUGUUUCUGUCAGAGGUCCUCCAGUGGUAACAUACAAAACCAAGAGUGGUUCCCAAUCAAUGAUGGCUCAAAGUAAGGCAUCCCAUCGUCCUCAUAAAUCUUCAAUUACAUUUGAGAAGAGCCUUACCCACAAGCAAUGCACUUUUGUUUCCGGAGUACAAGCCGAUGAUCAAACUUCAACAUUUAAAAUGGAAAGAGCGAACGAGGUAAAAGACGAUGGUCCGGACGUUACUGAUGAGAAUUGCUAUGAGAAUACGUCAAACAUAAGUGGUGCACAUGAUAUAUCCAUGGAGCAUCCUGAGAAUGCUGACCAAUUUAUUCAUCGGCAGCGCAGAAUCAAAGCAGAAUUUUCCAAGAGUGAUCGUACAGACACUGACGCGAAAAUUGAUGACAAAGCCAGGCAACCCAUCAUUUCAAACUCGUCUUCGGCUUCGGAAGCACAAACAGAAAACGCCUUGGUCCAUGUGCCUGGCAGAUCUUAUUCUUCGACAGCAUUAAACAAGAAAGGGGGAUCUCAACCAAUAAAGAUGCGGGUCAACAUUAUUGAACAUUCUUCAAAACCUGAAAAUACGAUUAGGAAAGGACUUCCAAGAAGCUAUUCAUCGUCAGAGUUGCAAGGUUCUGCAAAGCAUACUUUACCAGUGGCUCACGAAGUACAGGAGGAACCAUUAUAUCAAAAUUACCAAGAUCUGUAUGUGAAUGUGGAAAUACCUGGCCAAAACAGUGAUACGACAGACACAGAUACAACUAAUUAACAUUGAAGUGGGUCUUUGGCUACUGGGACUGUUACAUUGGUUAUUAUUGUGCUUGUAUUGUUAUGUUUAUUUUCAUUGUUGUUUCUAUAUAUUCUAUGAAGAAUCUUAGUGUUCUGCGUAAAUUUAAUGGGGGGGGGGGGGUUGAUGUUUAUUUUAUUUUUUUAUUUGAUUCUUGUAUAUAUUACAUAGUCUUAGGCCAUUUGGGAUAUUUAUAUACAACCAUGAUAUUUUUUUUAAUUGCCAUUCUGUUUUUAUAUCCUUUUUCAUGUGUGAAAGACACUAAAGAACAUCAUACCAAUGGCUAUCUUGUUUAUUUAGCUAACAUUAUGUUGAAGAUCCGCUUUCCGAUUAUUCCAAGCUAUGAUGCAUGUUUUUGAGACAUUGUACGUAUUUUUUCACAUUUCAUCUACACAAUACUUUUGUAUUUUUCGCCAAUAUGUACGUACUUGAAACGAUAGUAUGGGUUCAUAACAAUGUUCCAUUGUGUGACAGCGUAAGGAAAUCCUCAUUCAUUAAAAAACUAUGGUAGACUCAAGUAGACAUGUGGGUGACAAUAUAUUGUUUUUAAAGUUGUUUUGUUCUGCAUUAUGUCGACAGUCUAUGUUAUAUCAACAUGUUAAGAUGCUAUAAUUAAGACAAUCUACUAUACAGAAAAUAUGCCUUUCAGUCUUACUAAAAUUCACAUAACUAAACUUGAAAAAAGACUGUCGAGUUACGGAAAGCAAAAACCUCGAUUAUCCUGACAUGCUUGUAUCAAUUUACUUUUUUGACUUGCAACCAUUUAAAAUAAAUCAUAUAUAUUAAUUAAAUGUUUAAUCACACCAAUCACAUUGUCCACAUACGUUAUUUAACUCGUAGAAAUUCCUCAAUAUGACCCAUUCUCCAUUCCACUAUUUUUUGACAAAAGCAUGUUAAACUUUGAGACUUUGGGGUGUAAAGGUUUAUUAAAUUAUGAUACCCAGAUUUCUAAAAUGUGCAAAAAGCAGCUAAGCAACUGAGUAUCCUACAAAGACUAGGCAAGUGUUGGACUAUCAAUACUAAGCCUAUUGCCUUUAAAUAGUGUACCAGAUCCAAAAUUACAGUCCUGUUGUAUGGUAUUGUUGUAGCAAGACCAACACAGAAAAAAUGAUAAGAUUCAAUACAGAGCUUUAAAAUUGUGUUAAUGAUUACUCCUUAACUUAUGAAAAUCUUCUUUUUUGAGUUCGAUUGCCAGCAUAACAUCUGAGCAGGGUAAGAUACAUCGCUUGAAACCUACAAAUGCCACUAGGGUAUCACACCAGAAUAUGUGCGAAACCUUGUAAGUUUUAAGACACUAGAUUAAUUAUAACAUUGUAACCAACGACACAUCAUUGAACGAUGCUUUAAACCCCAUGUUAAUAAUGCUACCUACAAUGUAGCUGUUAAAAUGCAUACGAAUAUUCUUUAAGUUAUACUCUUGAAAAAACUAACCAUUUAACAGUAGAAUGUCAACAAGCGGAACCAUGCGCGUGUGGAUUGCCCGUACAGCCAGGAAAAUAAGUUGAUUUUAUCACUGUUUUUAGUGCGCUAAUCCAGCUUACUUUUUGUAAUUUUUUGCAUGAAUAUAAUAAGGAACGGCUUUUGUAAAUACUUUUUCCAAUAUGUGUGCCUAAUUAAAACUAUAGGCUUUUAUUUCCAGGUCACAAGCUCAUUACUAUGUUUUGAUGUUAUGUAUGUGUGUUAUUUAAGUCGGAAAAUAGCUCAUUGAGCUAAUGAUUCUUGUUAUCAUACACUCCACUUUAGAUUAAGAUUCUUGUAUCUUGUAUUCUGCACGUACACUAUCAUUUUAAUUAUUUAAAUGCUCAACCUUGAUAUAAAACAAGAUUUUUAGAUACCAAUAUUUCAAUAGACACAUUAUGAUGCUCUCACUCGAAUGGACCCUAUAUGUUUGCAUACGAAAAACAGAAAAUGCAUUUUCACUAAGAUACAUUCAAACUCAUUGCCUAUUGUUUUAUUUUCAAAACUGUUUUAACAUAUCUUGAAAACGCUAACCAAAACCUGGGCUUUAGAUGAAUCUUAAACAAAUACAUUCUUGGAGUUAUUUUGGGGAGACUCUUGCACGGACAACAUUUUUUGACGAAUGCAGUUGAUAUAUGGAGGAAUGCAAUAAAUAUUGAGUAAGAAUGUAAUUCCAUAGACGUGCACUUUCAGUUUAUUUUCUCUCUUUAUUUAUCUUGUAUAACUAGAUCCGCAAGAUGAGUACUGAAAGUUUUGUCUUAACUUUGUAUCUGUGAUAUAUAUUGUCGGAGUCAUUUUUAUGUCGUCAGUGUUGUUAUGUACGUUCCCUUUCUUCUUAAACUGGCAUCUAUGCAUUCACUAGUUUUUUUCCAAUACCAUCGGCAAUAUGUGUAAUAUAAUCCCGUAGAGAAUCAACAAAUGCAACUUUUUUUGUCUUGAAAAAGCCUGACUGAUUGUUAAUUUUCAAAUAUUAUUUUUUUCUGUACAGCUAUCACUUAUUUACGUUUUUGCUUUGAUACACUAAUGUUUUAUUAUGAGUUUUUGAAAUAGCAUUAAACAUUCCAUUUAUUAUGCGGUAACCUUUAUUCAUGAUAAGGCCUUAUUCUCUGCGUUUGUGUUAUGUAGCUUUCUAUCAAUUUGUUAUUUAGUUAUUGUAAAAUAACAAUUCUACAGAACUAAGUUCACACAUAGUGGCUUGGAUUUCGGAAAAAGAAUAUCGUCCGUUUUGUCAAUAAAUGUGAAGA
This is a messenger RNA of Mya arenaria, 4810 nucleotides long. RefSeq lists its product as uncharacterized. The record is from RefSeq and is a predicted model, not a curated record. Gene Ontology annotation, biological process: signal transduction. The transcript is spliced from 16 exons. The coding region runs from base 174 to 2090 and encodes 638 amino acids. Lineage: Eukaryota; Metazoa; Mollusca; Bivalvia; Myida; Myidae. Gene Ontology annotation, molecular function: SH3 domain binding.